Panicum hallii is the source of this 752-nucleotide messenger RNA. RefSeq lists its product as uncharacterized. The transcript is spliced from 5 exons. The record is from RefSeq and is a predicted model, not a curated record. Bases 1 to 528 code for a protein of 175 amino acids. Lineage: Eukaryota; Viridiplantae; Streptophyta; Magnoliopsida; Poales; Poaceae.
AUGUGCAUGAAAACUUCAGGCACGGGCACAACGCCUUCUUUGCCUGAGGCAGACGAUAAGGGCUGUUUGCCUGAUCUGCGCGACAAGCUCACCUUGCGGAUGGAGAAUCCAGAGUGCCAGUCAUCGAACAAAAGGUCAAGCUUCGGCAACACCCCUCCAGGCAGUCAUCUGGUUCCGCGCGAUAACUAUUUUUCAUUUGUCCUCGCCACUCCCUGUCCAGUCCCGUUCUUCUCUUCUCAUUUGUCCUCGCCAUUUCCCUCAGCGAGCGUGGCUCCCGGGUCCUUCCGCUGCUGCCGCCCGCCGCCGUGCCGAUUUCCUCUGCUCCGAGCGUUCCUCCCUGCCUCCGUCCCCCAUCCAGGCGACAAGCUCCCGUUGAACUCGCUCCCUUACAGGGAGAUCAAGAAUGGCGUGCUCUGGGGUUUUAGGGGCAAGUGCUGGUUCAGAAUGCUACAGAAUGGUGUCUUAGAUGGGAUGCUGAAGAAUGGUCAUGAGCCCACUCCUGAAAAUGUAAGAAAAUAUUACAUGUAACUUUCUAAUUGUCACAUGUAACCUUUUUGUUUUCGUAUUGUAACUUAGUUUCAGGGAAAAAUCUUGCCUAUAACUUUAUCUUUAGAAUUUUUUUUUUUGGGAAUGGGCAUGAGCCCACUCUUGGAAAUGUAAGAAAAUCUUACAUGUACUUUGUAACUUUCUAACGGUUAGAUGUAACUUUUUUUUUGGACUGUAACUUUAGUUUCAGGGAAAAAUCUUGCAUA